CGCUUAAACAAACAGUGACAGUAGCUGGCCAUGUGAAUGUAACUAGAACCCAAGAUCAACGGGAAACGGAGAUCACCAGGGUCAACAGAUUAAAGUCCUUUGUAGAGAUCUAAUACGAUUUUAAUCUUCGGUUUUAGUUUCGGAUGUGUUGAAUUAAUCAGCGGGGAUUAAGUGCUGAUCGGUGAAACUCGGGGAACAGUUUAAAAACAGGCGCGCAGUUAAAGGAAACAUCUGAAACUAAAUUACUAAUGAGCUCAUAAAAGAAGACGGGGUGGGUUUUUUGUGGCGUUUUUUUUUUUUUUUUUUUUUUUAUCUCCCCCCCUCGGAGGAUCUGUUGUCCAGGAUGAGCAAAUGUGUGAUCGGUGUUUAGAUUAGUGGUUAGGGUUCCGAACCUGUCGGCUUUACGCGGUGACCUGCGAGAGUCAUCAAGCAACUUCUCUUAGAUUCGCUCCAAGCCUGGUGCGAUCAUGCUUCAAAAUGGUAACGGGAAGGAAAAACCGCCGCAGUCAACAAAGACCGAUGGAACCGAGUCGGAACCUUCAGCUGCCAACCCGAAACAGCAGCAGCAGCAGCCGCCAGCUGCGCUCCCGGCCGAGGACACCGGCUCCACUCACUUCCCCAUGCCCGCUUAUCCCAAACUGGACAUAAAGCGCAACGCAGUGACUGACGACUACAAGAUUUCCACUCAGGUUCUGGGCUUGGGGAUCAACGGCAAGGUUCUGGAGUGCUUCAACAAGAAGACCGGGGAGAAGUGCGCUCUGAAGAUUCUCUACGACAGUCCCAAAGCCAGACGGGAGGUGGAGCUCCACUGGCGAGUGUCUGGUGGGCCGUACAUCGUUCGCAUCCUGAGCCUCUACGAGAACAUGCACCACGGGAAGAAAUGCCUGCUCAUCAUCAUGGAGUGUAUGGAAGGAGGAGAGCUGUUCAGCAGAAUCCAGGCCAGAGGAGACCAGGCCUUCACUGAAAAAGAGGCGUCUGAGAUCAUGAGGGACAUUGGGACUGCCAUCUCGUUUCUCCACAACAUCGACAUUGCCCACAGAGACAUCAAGCCGGAGAACCUGCUGUAUACCACUAAAGGCAAAAAAGCGGUGCUGAAGCUGACAGACUUUGGCUUUGCGAAAGAGACGACGUUACAUAACCCCCUGCAGACGCCCUGCUACACACCGUACUAUGUGGCUCCUGAGGUUUUGGGUCCGGAGAAGUAUGACAAGUCAUGUGACAUGUGGUCUCUGGGCGUCAUCAUGUACAUCCUGUUGUGCGGCUACCCUCCUUUCUACUCCAACACCGGCCAAGCUAUUUCUCCCGGGAUGAAGAGGAGGAUCAGGAUGGGCCAGUACGAGUUCCCUGAUCUGGAGUGGUCCGACGUGUCGCAGGAAGCUAAAGAUCUGAUCCAACAGCUACUGAAGACGGACCCGAACGAGAGAAUGACCAUCACUCAGUUCACCAACCACCCCUGGAUCAACCAGUCCAUGAUGGUUCCCUCCACUCCGCUCCACACCACUCGGGUCCUGAACGAAGAAAAGGAGCUGUGGGAGGACGUGAAGGAGGAGAUGACCAGCGCCUUGGCGACCAUGCGCGUGGACUACGACCAGGUGAAGAUCAAGGACCUCGACACAUCCAGCAACCCUCUCCUCAACAAGAGGCGCAAGAAGGCGGCGGCGGGGGGGAAGGGCGGCUCCACCGUCUGCCAGAGCCAGUGAGACGACGAGGAAACUCUGUGGAGAGUCCUGACCGAACAGCGUCAGCCGAGGAAGAGGAGCAGCUUCGGACAUGGAGUUAGGAAGCGCCAGAUGGCGUUACUCAGACGGCCGGUCUGAACCUCCGAGACUGGAAGUUGAAAUGCACUCUGGGAAGAGGGAGAAUUAAAGCUGGACAUUCGUUCCUGUCAGUGGUAGAAACCGACAGCUCUGCUCGUUGUUGGUUUGUCUGUGUUGAUUAUUUUUAUUCGUGGAUUUUUUUUUUUUUGUAGCGCUAGGUUGUUCAUAAGUGUCUGUGUGCAGACACGACGCAUCCGUGGUGAUAUUUUUGUGAAUGCCUAAAAUCUCCUUUGGAGCUAUUGUGAAGAUCACAAAGAAACAAAUUGCACACAGAGAGAAAGAGAGACUGUGAAGCACUCCUCGUUGCCUGUGUUGUCUUAACUUUGUCUUUUGCUGCUUUCCUUUCAGAAUUAAAGCCCAGUCUCCCGCCGACUGUCCCGUUAUUAAAAUGUAGCCUCCGUAUCCACCUACAGUUCCAUCCGAAGAAAUAUUUUUCACUGAAGCAGAAAUAAACAUACCGUCAUGUUCA
Xiphophorus maculatus (southern platyfish) is the source of this 2286-nucleotide messenger RNA. RefSeq names its product MAP kinase-activated protein kinase 2-like (gene mapkapk3). The record is from RefSeq and is a predicted model, not a curated record. The transcript is spliced from 10 exons. Gene Ontology annotation, biological process: response to cytokine; intracellular signal transduction; protein autophosphorylation. Gene Ontology annotation, cellular component: nucleus; cytoplasm. Gene Ontology annotation, molecular function: ATP binding; calcium/calmodulin-dependent protein kinase activity; calcium-dependent protein serine/threonine kinase activity. Bases 468 to 1700 code for a protein of 410 amino acids. NCBI's taxonomy places the organism in Eukaryota, Metazoa, Chordata, Actinopteri, Cyprinodontiformes, Poeciliidae.